Molecule: messenger RNA, 501 nt
Organism: Phytophthora nicotianae INRA-310
Lineage: Eukaryota; Oomycota; Peronosporomycetes; Peronosporales; Peronosporaceae
Exons: 4
Coding region: 1-501 (166 amino acids)
Source: RefSeq, a predicted model, not a curated record
AUGUCGGAAGUGCCGCGUGGCCAGAAGCGCAGGCAUGAAGGCACGAAUACGGUAAGGAAGCGGCGACGCGUGCGUACCGGCAGCGAGGAGGCACCUACAGAGACAGCGAGCAGCCUCGGGGGCGUUGCUGUGUUCAACGGCGAGAGGCGACACGACGGCGAAGAGGGGGCCGAGUAUCUACUUGGAGAUAUGGCCGUCCUAAGGUACAUUGCGAAGACGCGCCUCGAAGUCGGUGCUGAAGAAGGCACCAACGCAGCCAACGUCCAUGAGAGCGGGAAGUGCGGCGAUCUUGAAGAGGGUGCAGCUCCCGGCGAAACGGCAGAGGUCGGCCGUGCCGGUGCCGUGAUGCUGGCGUUCCGGCAGCCGGCGCCGGUGCCGCGCGCGGAGCGAGAGGAGGGCGUGGAGCUCGGGGCGGUUGUGGCGCCUCACGAGCAACGCGCGGCGGUAGCGCUGAAGGCGGCGAUGUUGGGACGGCUGAUGUCGGCCGUGCCGGUGCCGUGA